Messenger RNA from Linum tenue, 252 nucleotides. Lineage: Eukaryota; Viridiplantae; Streptophyta; Magnoliopsida; Malpighiales; Linaceae. The record is from the annotation of a GenBank genome assembly.
AUGGUGGAGGAUGUGUACAAACAAGGGCCAGCUGCUAUUCGGAAGGCAACUCAGAUAAUACGAACCCAUAUUCUUCCUCAAGUUGAAGGCCUACAAGAGCCUAGGGAGUCAGAGGCUCAAAGGGGACGACCACCUAAGAGGACCAACGCCCGAGAUCCUUCCUCGUUUGAGCAUGAGAGGGCAAGGUCAGCAAAGAGGAGCAAAACAAAUCAGAUCCCGAGGACACUUAGGAGCAAAACCCCCGCAGGUUAG